ACGCUUUCAACAAAACGACCUCUUAUGGCUUAAGCUGUGCCCAAAGACAGUCGCAGAUGCUCUAUCAGCGGCACCCCGCGCUUGCGGCACUAUUAUGGUUUUCAUGGCUGUUACAGCUACUUACGGUCGAGUCAGUCGUGGUUGUGGAUCUCGAUGAAAUUCCUCAUUUUGCAACCUCAUGGACGUCCUUGAACGAGUUCCGAAAGUGGGCGGAUUCGUUGCAGCAGGCACCGUCUUGGAACCAGACUCUCCAGGAGUUUCGUGCCAAACUUGUAGAGUCUGGUGGCUUAUAUCAGUCUGUUCACAGUGACAUUUCGAAAGCAGCCAAGGCGGUUGAAGGAGACGACUCAGACGUGGCGACAGAACUUGUCAAGCUGGCGCGUGGAGCUGUUUCAAUUGGACUUGAGUACCCUGAAUGCAAGGGGACCCGCUCUGCGAACCGGAAAUUGCUCUUGGCCGCCGACAGUGACGACGGAGACUGCACGACCGAUGAGUCAAAUGGCAGACUUCUAAGUAGACUUAUCAUAUACCAAGAAGGGAAAGGCCUGAAAAGCUGCGAUCGUGUAUGUAAAGAAAGCACGCUACGACUGGUUGAGUCGUGGCGAAGCAAAAGACAGGACGAUAAGCCAACCCGCAUAGCAGUCUUUUCACCUACGCCCCUUACCUCAUGCACCGCAGUAUCAUUAGCAAUGUCUGUCCGCUUUUUUGGCCCAUCGCCGAAUUUUACCGAGAUAGAUACUGGGCAUAUAUGGCAUGAUAGCCACGCGGCUCUCCUGAUUGGGGACGGCCACAGAACCUGCUUUUCCGAUGAUGCGAUGUUUUCAGAGCUACCACUUAAGGAUCGUCUGAAGAUGCGUUUGGUGGAGGGUGGACUAGGAUGCGAAGGACAUCUGGAUUCUAUGGACCCAUCUUCUUUCAAUCUGCUGUACAAAAGCCUCCUUAACACCGAGACGCCUGAUUCACUCACCGACCCUACAUGGCCUACGGUCCAUGAACUUCUAUCCGCUAACGUCAAUUUGCCUUCAACUCCUGAGGUGUCGCAGCCAGAAAAGUUUGCUGACGCGUUUCUUGAGCUGCCAUGUACGGCCUGGAAGUCUGUUCAGAGACUACGGUCUCCUAUACACAUCCCAUCACUGUCGGCGGAGGGACCGGCAAUCUCAGACAUAUUCUCAUUGAUGAGCAUAGCGCUAAAGUUGGCUAGCGUUAAUCCAACUGCAGAGCGUUUACCAGAUAUCAGCGAUGACCUCUUGAAGAGGGUGGCGAACGUGUGCCAAGUGUGUUCCGCAUUUGAUGACAUCUCGUAUGCUCGCUUGUACAAAGCGUUUGAUAAAAUGAAGCUGGAUGCAUGCAAAGAUACGUUACUCGGUGGCCUUGGACCUUUUCUGGAGACGGUCAAUAACAGCUCAAUCAAGACCGAGAACUUGUUGUUGCGUGUGGGGCGGAAUGUCAAAUUGGCAGACAGUACUCGAGCAGUGGUCUUUGAACAAUGCGAUCAGGGGAGCGUUUUAACAUUCACUGUCGAUGCUGAUCCAGCGCGAAUGCCCUCAAUGAUACGUUCACAUCUGUCGAAAACAUUUGAAGCAAAGGUCACAUUAUCGACACCUCUGUUGCAAAGAUCAGGGUCGAUGCCCACAGGCUUGCCUGCUUCUGCCAUUUUACAUGAUAAUGGGAAGCAAUUCAUAGUGAAACUGAAUAUCACGGAUCGGGAACUAUAUGGUCUAUACGACUUUGAUAUUACCUUCGCAGGUAGAGACCCAGCAUAUUCAGAGUUCCAAUUUAAAUCCUCAAUCAUCUGCUCGGACCCUCCUUUGGUCUUCAAUUCCGGAUGGUCAUCAGGUCCUCCCCAUCAGGAGCAAUGGAGAGCGCUGGAGGGGCUUAAUGGCUUCACUCUACCGAAACUGAAUGUUCCGAUCCGAUAUCAUGUGUUGUCGUACGAUCUGGCUUCUCGUCCUAUUACCGCGCCUUACCAUCUUGAUUCCCUAUUGUAUCUCGCGUCCACAUCUAUUGUGGUGUCCUUGCAAUCUGCACAGAACCUGAAUUUAACUAUCGCUAAAGUUCCCGCUCUAAUUCGUCAGCAUCUUGCUCUCUCCACUAUUUGUGCAAGUGACAACGAACCAGGUCUGAGCGCUCAGCGGUUCUUGUAUCGAACUGACAAUGUCAACAUUAGCGCGUGCCAUGGCAAUGAGCUGCUACACCUAAAGUGGGCGAAAGAAGCCGUCAUUAACGGAUGGCGUCUACCCAAUGUGGCGCUUGUUACCGUGAAAGAGAGCCAACGAAAAUUCUUUGUCGUAAAUGUUCAUAUCCCAAAGAUGAACGAGGACGACGCUACCCACCUCCUGUACCUCAUGGAAUAUUUCCGUAUGACCUACGGAUUUCCCAUUGUUGUCUCUGGUCUUUUGGGUGGUCAAAUUGGAAACCAGCACAUCGACGUUGCUUUGCAUAAAACUGGACUUUGGAGGAAUUAUUUUCCAGCGCCUCCGUUACUAACUACCACGAAUCAAAUGCUCUGGAUCCCGUCAUUGCCAGAUCCCAGCACAUAUCCCGAUUCGCUGCUUUUCAACCAACCCCUGAUCGAGGCCGUGACUCCCGACAGGAUGUGCUUGGCUUUACCGACAGGAAAUCUGUCUGAUUUCCCUAAGUGUGCAGAAAUUGGGAGCUACGCCACAUGGUACCGUAAAGAGAGCGGCGACGCUUUGGCAGACGACAGGCUACCUGCCCGCCACAAAACGUGCGCAGGAACGAUUGGGGCGCAUGUGCCAGUUGCAUACGAAGUGGAUGCAGAUACUCGUGAACAACCGUUGCGCCUCGUCACAUACAGCAUCGAUACUUUAGAUAGCUGGCGUUCAGAGGGAUUCCUGGACUCGUCAUAUCCAGAGUCCCUGUCUACAUACGACAUCAUCAUGCUGCAAGGUCUGCACGGCCUUGCAAGCCAGCCUGACACGGUACUGAGUGUACUGCGGAAUUCUAGUGUGGCGGGUGCUGAGACCUAUACGCACACUGGCUUCCUUGGAAAUAGCAUUCAAAUCUAUUGGCGCAGUACCGACAAGGGAUUGCGAGCACUGAAGUGUAUCGUAGCACCUGAUGGCACUGAUCAGAAAUCAGGGUCGUCAACCAUGGUCGGGUGCCUCUUUUCCUACGGAAAGAAAUCCUUCAUUGCGGCAACCGUUAACGGUCGCGCUUUCAGCAGGGAAAAGGAUGCACUUUUCCCUCUCUCGUCUGUCGACCUUUUCAAAAAGCUGUAUGGGAAGCUCUGCUUGCAUUAUGCUAGCCUACAAACGCCCCUUGACGGCCACGAUAUUGACUGUACGACCAAACCCAUACCUGCACUUCUUGCGGGCUCGUGGGAUUUGGAUGAGUUACACGUAAACCUGAAUUGGGAUGACUUUCAAGCUGCUUUGAAGAAGAUCGAAAUAUCAAUAGCGCAGAGACUCCAACCUGUCAACACUACGCUCGACAGAGUAGAAAUACUUCUUCCUCCGGAGCGUGUUAUGGCAACACCGGAGGAACUCUUUGUUCAACAGCAAAGCGGUACUCGACUGGGAAGUGUACUGAAAUGGUGGAGAAGCUCAAACGAUCAAACCAGUAAGCGCCUUUGGCCCUACUGGACAAAGUCCGAUGGCACUAUUUCGGACUUUCUGGUACUGUUCAAAGCUGAUGAUGAGAACAGCAUCCAAAUACCUCGCGAUCAGAUUCAUAUUGAUACAUUCGCGGGAUCUCCGCGAUGCGAGGGUGACGAUUUUGUAAACUUGCCUGCUUGUCGGAGAACCGACGCUCCUUGUGGCGAGGUUGGCGUACCGAUAGGCCUGAAAUUUGGCGCCAGAUUGAGAACAUGCGACUGAAAAUCCCGAGAAAUUCGGACUAUUACAAAGCUUUCUUUACGUAAAUAGUUUAUAAUUAGUAUGGUGCAGCACUUGAUUUGUGUAUGAACUGCCCAAUAGAUGUAGUAUCGUAGAUAGACAAAAUAAAUGUGCUUUUGGUUCUGAGCAAA
Spizellomyces punctatus DAOM BR117 is the source of this 3988-nucleotide messenger RNA. RefSeq lists its product as uncharacterized. Bases 57 to 3839 code for a protein of 1260 amino acids. The record is from RefSeq and is a predicted model, not a curated record. The transcript has 10 exons. NCBI's taxonomy places the organism in Eukaryota, Fungi, Chytridiomycota, Chytridiomycetes, Spizellomycetales, Spizellomycetaceae.